UUCCGAGCUGGGAAUGCCGCAGCGGCCCGCGGGCCAUUGUUGCGCUCCGGCGUUCCAGAACACCGGGGCGUCCCGGGCGGCAGGGAAACCGCAGGCCGCGCGGGAGGAGAGAGACAUGUCGGUCCUGCGCUCCGGGACGGAGGUGUACGAGCUGGUGGAGACUCUGGGGAGGGGCACGUUCGGAGAAGUGGCCAAGUACUGGCGCAGGAGCACGGGGGAGAUGGUGGCGAUCAAGAGCCUGCGGGCGGAUGCCCAGCGCAGCCGGGUGAUCGCCAACGAGCUGAAGCUGCUGGCCGCGCUGUCCCGGGCGCGGCUGGACCGCUGCCCCAUCGUGCUCUUCCACGAGGCCUUCCGGGACGCGCGGCAGCACUACCUGGUGUUCGAGCUGCUGGAGCAGAACCUCUUCCAGCUGCUGCGGGAGCGGGGCUUCCGGCCGCUGGCCGCGCGGCACAUCCGCGCCGUGGCCCGCCAGCUGCUGGGGGCGCUGGCCCGCCUCAAGGAGCUCUCCGUCAUCCACACCGACCUCAAGCCCGAGAACGUCAUGCUGGUGGACCACAGCCGGUGGCCCUUCCGGGUCAAGCUCAUCGACUUCGGCUCCGCCAGCAUCUUCAGCGAAGUGCGCUUCGUCAGGGAGCCCUACAUCCAGUCCAGGUUUUACAGAUCUCCGGAAGUUCUCCUGGGGCUGCCGUUCUGCGAGAAGGUGGACAUGUGGUCACUGGGCUGCGUGACGGCCGAGCUGCUGCUGGGCUGGCCGCUGUACCCGGGAGACAGCGAGUUGGAGCAGGUGCGCCUCAUCUGCCGGACGCAGGGCCUGCCCGGGGCCCACCUGCUGGACAGGGCCAGCAAGGCCCACCUCUUCUUCCAGAGGGGCAGGAGCUGCAGGGGGGCCGUGCAGUGGCAGCUCAAGCCCGACCCCCAGGGGCCCCCCGUGCAGAGCAGGCCCCCGCUGGCCUCGCUGGACCAGCUGGCCAGCGUGCACCCCCCCGAGGAGGCCCCCGAGUUCCUGCCCGAGGACGUGGCGGCGGAGGCGAGUGACCGCAGGAGCCUGGUGGAGCUGCUGAAGAGGAUGCUGACGCUGGACUCGCACCAGCGGAUCAACCCCCGCGCGGCUCUGCGCCACCCCUUCGUCAGCCUGCGG
Messenger RNA from Lepisosteus oculatus (spotted gar), 1138 nucleotides. Its product is annotated as homeodomain-interacting protein kinase 4. Lineage: Eukaryota; Metazoa; Chordata; Actinopteri; Semionotiformes; Lepisosteidae. Gene Ontology annotation, biological process: peptidyl-threonine phosphorylation; peptidyl-serine phosphorylation. The record is from RefSeq and is a predicted model, not a curated record. Gene Ontology annotation, cellular component: cytoplasm; nucleus. Gene Ontology annotation, molecular function: protein serine/threonine kinase activity; protein tyrosine kinase activity; ATP binding.